Cantharellus anzutake is the source of this 489-nucleotide messenger RNA. RefSeq lists its product as uncharacterized. The record is from RefSeq and is a predicted model, not a curated record. The transcript is spliced from 5 exons. The coding region runs from base 1 to 489 and encodes 162 amino acids. Lineage: Eukaryota; Fungi; Basidiomycota; Agaricomycetes; Cantharellales; Hydnaceae.
AUGGGGACCUGGGAGUCAUCCCCUGACAGCGGUCCUAAUGGGAUACCUGGAGAGGCUGACAUGAUUGCCACUCAUUUUGUUGCCAUUGUCCAAGCAGAGGGGGUAUCACUCCAUCCCAACCCUAUUGACUUCUCCAUGCAUGUAGCUGACCCUUACCCUUUACUCCCCAUGCCUGAGACCCUCUCAUCUUAUUUGGCCUGCUUGAACAAUAUACCCCCACUACAAGGAGCAGAAAAUCACUUGCCAAGGCCACAAAAUAAUACCCUCAUUAAAUCCCACCAGUUUGAUGAAUCCAAUUCUGAAGAUGCUUACAUGUGUUUCUGCCAACAAGAUGUCAAGUCAGUUUUAUGGUGUUUAUUUGCAUGCCUAGGUUUUCAGGAUUCAUCUGCCAUGAUAAUGGAUGAAGGCCACAUCCACAACACUGAACUGUAUGCCAAUGCUAACAAGGAGUUUGCUCAAUGGGCACUUAUGGCAGUGCAGCACCAGUAA